AUGUCGUCGUUCACCUCUUUCAAAGCUCUCCUCCUUGUUGUUGUUUUUGUUGUUCAUCUACUUGGACAAAUCAACACCGAAGAAGCAAAAAACGAAAUUGUCGGCUUAGCAAAGCACAGUUUAACAGAAGGAAUUGUAACACUUGUUGAAGGAUCAAAAAUUGCAAAAACAAAAGAGGACAUGGAAAAAUACAAGGAACGCUUUCUUGAAGCAUGUGAUGUUGAGUUGGAUAAUGAUGGAAAUAUAAAGCUUUUCUACUCCAAAAAUAGUUCUUCAGCAAACCUUGGCUGUACAUUGGAUCUUUUAACAAAUAUAGAAAAUGCGAUUGAAUUUGCUACAGGAUUGAAUCAUUCUUCGAGUUAUUCCAAGUGUUUGACUCAAGACUUUAACAAUAACACGUGA
This is a messenger RNA of Meloidogyne enterolobii, 402 nucleotides long. The record is from the annotation of a GenBank genome assembly. Lineage: Eukaryota; Metazoa; Nematoda; Chromadorea; Rhabditida; Meloidogynidae.